Molecule: messenger RNA, 348 nt
Organism: Colletotrichum tamarilloi
Lineage: Eukaryota; Fungi; Ascomycota; Sordariomycetes; Glomerellales; Glomerellaceae
Exons: 2
Coding region: 1-348 (115 amino acids)
Source: RefSeq, a predicted model, not a curated record
AUGGACUCUUCCGGUUUGCUUCAUUAUAGAACUGCGAAGCUGAGAAUACAGCGAAUUGACAACAUCACUCUGAGCACGGAAGGCAAAGAGCUUCUGUACGUCACGCCUCACGGCUUCAUCGGCGGGACGGGCUUGGUAUCAGCAUAUCUGAUGCAACAGGAUAUUAUGGAUGAGCGGCUUGAAAUCAUCCAUCAUUCCACCAAGCCCAUUUGCAAUCACGCGUGGCACUUCCAAACCAGAGUCGGCAGCUUCGCCAAAUCGAGUGCAGCGAGCGGGUUCCCCAUUCGUUCAGUGAGGCGUUCUGAUGACACGCUCUUCGCACUUUCGGGGCUAGAGGCCCUCGACUAA